AUGAACAAAGUCCUCAGGAUAUCGAUGGCCUUCCUCUCCCUCCUUCCUUCCCUAUCUUAGGUCACGAAGAAGGUAUCUCACAAAUAAUACUUUCUCACAAAAUUCAGCGCUCCUUUGAGAGGGGGUCCUACCUCCCCUUAUAUAGGGCCCACAAGUGGGCAAAGGGGAGGUGGGCCCACUUGAGGCCCUCAAGCUCAUAAGUCACAAAAAGGCUACAAAAGGGGCUUAUUGGGCCUCUAAAAGAGAGACCUAAUAAGCUCCCUUAAAAGGAGAAAGUAGAGGGCCCUUGUACGAUGCUUAAGUGGGCCUCAAAUGAAGACCCAAAUAAGCCUCAAAAGAAGCCCAAAAGGAAAGAAGCAUAGGUCCCCCUCCCUUAGGGUUUUAAUUGGGCCUCAAAAGAGAGACCCAAUAAAACCUUAAAGAAAAGGAGACACAAACAACAACACACACAUAGAAUUGGGCCUGCUAACACACAAAUGUGAGGCCCAACAAGUCAACGUGAAAAUACAAAAAAAGAUAAAGGUGAGCUUGAGCUCGUUGUCAUCGUGGAGGUGGAAUGUUGUCGUCUCAAAGGGCUAGGCUAUGUAGCGAAAACCAGGCUCCUUCGUCUUCACAUGUCGAUCGGGCUGAACUCAGACUGCUGGUGUCUCCUGAGCUGAUGGAGAUGGGUCUCGCUUGUCAUCAAUCCUCUUGGGGUUGAAAGAACUCAACUCUGAUGAGUUGGUAAGUGGGGAAGGCAGGGGCUCCAGCAAGUCUGGUCGUAGUUGCUCCAUGUCUGCCUCUGAAAUCUAAGCAUCGUCCUCCGACGGGCGACCCUACCAACAUACUAGGAAUCUCUGUAAAACUCUGUCCCCUAUAAAGUCAAUUACCUCCCGAAGAAUCUCCUUGACUCGUUCGUGCCAAUCAGGUGGUAAAAUGAGGGGGUGGACUCCAUGGCAAACUCUCUCUCAAAGAAGGGGCCGGUAGAUGAGGGCUCGAUGUCAGAUGAAAGAGGUAGGGCUUUGUGUGAUGCCAAAUCCACCACGUUGAACGUGGAGCUAAUCCCUCACGAAGGAGGGAUGCCAACGACAUAGGCAUUCUCGCCUAUUCAAGAAAGAACACGAAACGAGCCGAUGCUAUGAGCAUGAAGUUUCAUAGCAAAAUUAAGAGCGUAAUGCUCGGGCCUCAUCCUCACCAUAACUUGGUCUCCCACCUAGAAGAUCUGCAGUCGACAAUGCAUAUCAGCAGCUUGCUUGUACAAUACAUUAUGACUCUAUAUCCUAUCGUAGAUGUCUUGAUCCAACUAACUAAUAUGCUGGGCAAAUGUGACACCAUCCUCGGAAACUCUAACAUGAGAGUCCAAGGGUACUAGAUCUAAGGACUUACGGGGUGUUAAGCUGUGUGCGAUCUUGAAGGGGCUCAUGCUAGUGGUACGGUUGGUCGAGGAGUUAUAGGCAAACUCGGCGUGUGGUAUGAUCAAAUCCCAAGUGGUCAAGCUCUCGCCGACUAAUGACCGAAGCAGAUUCCCUAAGCUACGAUUGACGGCUGACGUGACUCAGUCAUUGUAUAUUAAAUCACGCAAAUAUUAAAUUUAUAAAACUAGAAAAUACGAAUUUUUGGAUAUUUAAAAGUAUUUAGAAAUAAAUAUAUCAAUUAUAAUUCAAUAAAAAUUCUAAAAAUAGCAGUAAUUUUCUAAGUCGAUCAUAGGGAUGUAAUAUAAUAUCUGGUAAUUAUUCAGAAUUUUUCUCAAUAAAUACGAUUUUCUUACGAAUUUUAUACUAGGAAAUAAAAAGGAAAUAUAUUUAAAAUUCACGAAAAAAAAGAAAUAAGGGUGCAGACGUCAGGAUGAUGUCAGCGCCCAGCGAACGCGAAUCAGGCAAAAAUAGAGUUCCACCCGGCGAUUCUUACGUAAGCGAUUACAGACGACUUAAUUAAUCAAAUUAAGAUCUGUAAAAGCCAGAAGAAUCGUAAUUGAACGAAGUAUAGUUUGGUAACAGAGUUCCGGCAUUGCGACGGUGAUGCAUCGGCGAUGCACCGGAAUCCUGAGCGUUCGGGAGGAUCGUCAUGCAGUGUCUACGGCCUCGAAGGCUCUCCUUGGACAAAGACGACGUGGGCAAUCUCUAGAUCUUCUCGCGAAGUCUAGAGAUCAAUGAAGUGGGUCGUCAAAUCGUCUUCGGCGGCUGUCACCCGGCGGAGCGGAAAAACGGCGACUUUGCGGCUCUCCGACGGCUAUCACCCGACGGAGAGGAGCUGGAUGGAGGUGGGGCGCAUGUCAGGGAGCUUCAUCCUCAGGUCCGUGCAGCGAGAGGAGGCUCUUCAUCGCAUCUGGUACGCUCUUAGGAGGUGGCGACUGGUCUCCUGACGGAUCGUUCUCUUCCCGACGACGGCUUGUUUGUCGAUCAAUCAGAGAUGAUUUACUCGAUGGAUUCGCGAUCCUUUUAUCGCAAAUUGUUCAGCAAUUUUAGUAGCAAUGCUCCGCGAAUCGCGUUGACGAGAUUUUCGCCGAUGAUCUAGCGAUUCUCAUUGCUUAAUCCUUCACCAGCGAUCUGCAGGAAAGUCGCGAUAAUUAAAUAAAAAUAUAUGAAUUUUGACUCUAGAAGGAUUCGAACCCACGCUAGUCGCCCGCCUCUUCUGAGGAAGGUGUGACGGGGGUUUAGUCCCACAUCGAUUGUACGCCAAUUUUUCAGGCGAAUAUAUAGUAAUGUUAGCUUUGUGAGCUUCUCUCACGUGUAUGACCACUCUUUGCCCCAUAGCCAGCUGGCCACCAGUGACGUCGAAGGGGAGUGGCGUACGCGUGCCUAUUGGUCCCCAAGCCAAGUCGCUCGAGCCCCUGCUCGCGGCUUACUCCCUGACUGUGCUUCCGACCUGCUUGCGGGCACGGCUGGCCAGCGGGUCCCCCCAUUUUUGUAAUAUUUUUAUUUUUAUUUCUUGUUCUUCAUUUAUCUCAAAAGUAAGACUAUAAAAAUCGUAUAAAAUCACAUAAUUACCCAAAAAUUCACGUUAAUCAAUUGAAAACCAAAAAUCAUUCUUUAACACAAAUAUAAGUCUAUUUAUCAUGAGUUAAGGCUAAAACUAUAUUAUUUACUAAUUAUUAACUCAUGAUAAUGAAGACUUAUCAACGACCUUAGUCUGGCCAUUAGUUUAUAGAUAGUAAGUAGUGGAGAACUUGAGCUUAGUCCCAAGUAAACUCUAAAGAGUCUUUGGUGCUAGGGUGAUCUCUCUAGCUGCCAUGGUGUUUGACUAUGGUGUAGGAACUGUGUCUCGAGAUGGAUGCUGGACAGUGAUACUGACUAGUCCCCUCGAUGAAGUGCUCGUCAAUGAGGCAGUGAGAGAGGCAGCCUCGACUGUUGGUACGGUGGCGGGCCAGAUCUAGAUGUAGCCAAUCAAAUCAGGAGUGUCAUUACACUCCUCGACCAAACCUUUGUCAGCAAUGUAGACAUCAUCGACUACAGGGAUGUCAUCCUCAUGUGAACCACUAUCUAAUUCUUCAAAUCUCUAUGAGGAGAUUCAAAGAUAGGCAUUGGCUCAUCUGGUGCCUAACAUGACUCAGUCAUUAUAUAUUAAAUCACGUAAAUAUAAAAUUUAUAAAACUAGAAAAUAUGAAUUUUUAGAUAUUUAGAAGUAUUUCUAAAUAAAUAUAUCAAUUAUAAUUCAAUAAAACUUCUAAAAAUAGUAAUAAUUUUUUAGGUCGAUCAAGGGAUGUAAUAUAAUAUAUGGUAAUUAUUCAGAAUUUUUCUUAAUGAAUAUAAUUUUCUAUGAAUUUUAUACUAGGAAAUGAAAAGAAAAUAUAUUUAAAAUUCACGAAAAAGGAAAAUAAGGGUACGGACAUUAAGAUGAUGUCAGCACCUGGCGAACGCGAAUCGGGCGGAAAUAGAGUUCUGCCCGAUGAUUCUUACAUAAGUGAUUAUAGACGAUUUAAUUGAUCAAAUUAAGAUCUGUAAAACCGAAAGAGUCGUAAUAGAACAAAGUAUAUUUUGAUAAAUUAAAAUCACAAAAAUUAUCACUAAAUGAAGCGUAAAGUAAGUUGAAAGCAGGAAAAUAGAGUUCCAACAUCGCAACGGCGAUGCAUCGGCGAUGCACCAGAAUCUUGAGCGUUUGGGAGGAUUGUCAUGUAAUGUCCACGGCCCUGAAGGCUCUCCUUAGACAAAGACGACGUGGGCAAUCUCUAGAUCUUCUUGCGAAGUCUAGAGAUUAAUGAAAUGGGUUGUUGAGUCGUCUCCGGUGGCUGUCACUUGGCGGAGCGGAAAAAUGGUGACUCUGUGGCUCUCUGACAGCUAUCACCCAACGGAGAGGAGUUGGAUGGAGGUGGGGCACGUGUCAGGUGACGUGACUCAGUCGUUGUAUGUUAAAUCACGCAAAUAUAAAAUUUAUAAAACUAGAAAAUACGAAUUUUCAGAUAUUUAGAAGUAUUUCUAAAUAAAUAUAUCAAUUAUAAUUCAAUAAAAAUUCCAAAAAUAGCGGUAAUUUUCCAAGUCGAUCACAAGGAUGUAAUAUAAUAUCUGGUAAUUAUUCAGAAUUUUUCUCAAUGAGUACGAUUUUCUUACAAAUUUUAUACUAGGAAAUAAAAAGGAAAUAUAUUUAAAAUUCACGGAAAAAAAAGGAAAUAAGGGUGCGGACGUCAAGAUGACGUCAGCGCCCGGCGAACGCGAAUCAGGCAGAAACAGAGUUCCACCUGGCGAUUCUUACGUAGGCGAUUACAGACGACUCAAUUAAUCAAAUUAAGAUCUGUAAAAGCCGGAAGAAUCGUAAUUGAAUGAAGUAUAGUUUGGUAAAUUAAAAUCAACAAAGUAUCACUAAAUGAAGCGUAAAUUAAAUUGAAAGCAGGAAAACAGAGUUCUGGCGUCACGACGGCGAUGCGUCGGCGAUGCACCAGAAUCUUGAGCGUUCGAGAGGAUCGUCGUGCAGUGUCCACGGCCUCGAAGGCUCUCCUUGGACAAAGACGACGUGGGCAAUCUCUAGAUCUUCUCGCGAAGUCUAGAGAUCAAUAAAGUGGGUCGUCGAAUCGUCUCUGGCGGCUGUCACCCGGCGGAGCAGAAAAACGGCAACUUUGCGGCUCUCCUGCGGCUGUCACCCGACGGAGAGGAGCUGGAUGGAGGUGGGGCGCGUGUUAGGGAGCUUCAUCCUCAGGUCCGCGCAACAAGAGGAGGCUCUUCAUCGCAUCUGGUACGCUCUUAGGAGGUGGCGACUGGUCUCCUGGCAGAUCGUUCUCUUCCCGUCGACGGCUUGUUCGUCGAUCAAUCGAAGAUGAUUUACUCGAUGGAUUCGCGAUCCUUUUAUCGCGAAUCGUUCAGCAAUUUUAGUAGCAAUGCUCCGCGAAUCGUGUUGACGAGAUUUUCGCCGAUGAUCCAGCGAUUCUCAUUGCUUAAUCCUUCACCGGCGAUCUGCAGGAAAGUCGCGAUAAUCAGAUAAAAAUAUAUGAAUUUUGACUCUGGGAGGAUUCGAACCCACGCCGGUCGCCCCCGCCUCUUCUGAGGAAGGUGUGGGUUUAGUCCCACAUCGGUUGUACGUCGAGUUUUCGGGCGAAUAUAUAGUAAUGUUAGCUUUGUGAGCAAAGUUCUUUCUCUCCCGUGUACGACCACUCCUUGCCCCACAGCCGGCUGGGCACUGGAGACGUGGAAGGGGAGUGGCAUAUGCGUGCCUGUCGGUCCCCAAGCCAAGUCGCUCGAGCCCCUGCUCGCGGCUUACUCCCCGACUGUGCUUCCGACAUGCUUGCGGGCACGGCUGGCCGGCGGGUCCCCCCAUUUUUGCAAUAUUUUUAUUUUUAUUUCUUGUUCUUCAUUUAUCUCAAAAGUAAGACUGUAAAAAUCGUAUAAAAUCACAUAAUUACCCAAAAAUUCACGUUAAUCAAUUGAAAACCAAAAAUCAUUCUUUAACACAAAUAUAAGUCUAUUUAUCAUGAGUUAAGGCUAAAACUAUAUUAUUUACUAAUUAUUAACUCAUGAUAAUGAAGACUUAUCAUCAGGGAGCUUCAUCUUCAGGUCCACACAGUAAGAGGAGGCUCUUCAUUGCAUCUGGUAUGCUCUCAAGAGGUAGCGACUCGUCUCUCAGCGGAUCAUCCUCUUCCCGAUGACGGCUUGUUCGUCGAUCAAUCGGAGAUCAUUUACUCGAUGGAUUCGUGAAUCCUUCAGCAAUUUUAGUAACAAUGUUUUGUGAAUCGCAUUGACGAGAUUUUCGCUAAUGAUCCAGCAAUUUUCGUUGCUUAAUCCUUCACCGGCGAUUUAUAGGAAAGUCACAAUAAUCAGAUAAAAAUAUAUGACUUUUGACUCUAGAAGGACUCGAACCCGCCCUAGUCACCCGCCUCUUCUGAGGAAGGUGUGACACGGGUUUAGUCCCACAUCAGUUGUGUGCCAAUUUUUCAAGUGAAUAUAUAGUAAUGUUAGAUUUCUAAGGCAAGUCCUUUCUCUCAUAUGUAUGACCACUCCUUGCCCCACAAUCGGCUGGCCACUAGUGGAGUGGAAGGGGAGUGGCACACACGUGCCCUUAUCGGUCCAAGCCGCUCGAGCCCCUACUUGCGGCUACUCCCCGACUGAGCUUCUGACCCACUUGUGGGCCUAGUUGGUUGGUAGGUCUUUCAUUUUAUAAUAUUUUUAUUUUUCUUUCUUGUUCUUUAUUUAUCUCGAAAGUAAGAUUGUAAAAAUCAUAUAAAAUCACAUAAUUAUCUAAAAAUUCACAUUAAUCAACUGAAAACCACUUUUCACACUUUAACAUAAAUAUAAGUCUAUUUCUCAUGAGUUAAGGCUAAAACUAUAUUAUUUAUUAAUUAUUAACUCAUGAUAAUAAAGACUUAUCAAUGUCUCUUAUCCUUACACUUGAAACAAGUGAUAUGGGCUUGGGACGCAACCGAAGCAUAGUCGGAUGCGUCGGCUAGUGGUGGACACAGGGGUGGUGCAGACCUUAUUGAUGUCGCUAGUAUAAUAUGUUUGUUCCCUACGCUAGUAUAUGUCGGUGCUAUCGUUAGUGUCUGUGCAGAUCACAUGAACACCAUCUUUGUGGUAAUCAGAGGUGGGGUGAACUAUGUGUCCUUAGCAAGUCACUCCAUAUGCUUUUCUAUGUGGUAGGCCUCGUCUACUUCAAACGCAUUGCCUUUCAACACCUCGUUCUGAAGCUGCAAACUAAGUCCAUAGGUGAAAAUGCCCAAAAUCACACGUGAGUCCUCAACAAAGCGACACCUCAUGCGGCAUUCCUCAAAAGCUUGAAUAUAGUCUUGGACGGGCGUCUUGCCCUAUCAAAGGUCUAACCAACUGAGGAAUAGCAUUGACUCGUACUGUCGAGGAACAUGUUUGUUCCUCAAGCGUGAUGUCAUAUCAAUUCAUGAUGUGAUGGGUUGCCCUCGUCAGUGUGCCACGUAACUCUUGUUUUUUGAAAGAUCUUAACUUGUCUACCAAGUCUCAUCUCUGCAUACUCCACACAUAAAUCAUCAUUCAUGUGAUACCAUCAAAAAUAGGAGUUCAUACUAGACUCCCAAUCAAUGAAGUCCUUGGGCUCACAGGAGCCAUCAAAGAUUGCCACAUCGACACGCACACUUUUUAGUAUGCGGGCCCUAUGAUCCUCACGUCGCCUGUCCUAAUCAUCCAAUCGAUCAGCCCUAUGGUCACCACCAAAGUCAUAUUGGGGAGGACUCGGGUAACGUCCUUGAUCGUAUUAACGAUCUUGGCAGGCAUCUUGGGGUGCUCAGUAAAAGUCUAGAGCACGCUGCUAGUCGCAGUAGGAAUCAUUACAAUUUCGUGGCUAGCGCUCUACUCGCCGAUUGAGCUCCUCUCGUUGAGAAGGGUCAGCUUUGUAACCCGGAAGGUCUCUCCUGUCUUGUCCCUAGUCACGUCUGUGGGGUCGAUAGUCCUUGUACUGGGGUUGAGGUGGUGGUGGUGGUGGACAUGGGAGAUCGUCCCCACGAGUAGGAUAGACCGGCUCGCGACGAUCAUAAGUAUCUUGUGGCCAACGACCGCCCAAUCGAUCAUGGCCAUUGUCAUGACAAGGUACUUUGCGGCAACAAAGAUUCCCUCGACAAUGAUCGUGAUCGAGGUACUGGUGAUCAUAUGGAUCACUAUAAGGGCUCACGGGCCGGCAGGGCUCGCAAUACUCCUAAUAUGCCUGUGUAAUAGGCGGUGCGACCGGAUACGUGACCAAUGGUGGAGCCGGUGGCAGUGGGCCAUGAGCUGCGGCUACGAAGGUAGCUCGCUCCAGACGCUCAAUAGUCUAGGCCAUGCUACAUAUGACAUCAUCUCGGAGGGAGUGCACUCCAUCCCUCGAAGGAUACCGAGGCGAAAGUUACCAUCGACCACCUCUACCAUGACCCCUAGUACUCUUCAGUGGAUAGUAGGGCAUGGAUUCCUUCUCAACUUAGCGGCUCACAACCGCGAGCGGCUGGGGCUGCCUUGAUGCCUCUUUGGCCGACAUAGGGCUCAAAGUCUCUCAAGGUCAAGAGGGGUCUGGUACCGAAUCCGUCAGUCUCGACAUAGAUGGUGGACUCGUGUCCACUCUAGCUACUUAGAGAGUGGCGGGAUCUGAGGCCUCACCCAAGUGCCGUGACGAUAGUGAACCUCCUCGAGCUCUGAUUGAGCGUGUCUCUAUCAUGGCUGGGUCCUAUGGGUGCCUAUAUGCCAAUGCAAUCCUAUAUAAAUGGUCUACUAGUGAUAUGGAAGUUUGGUGAGCAUCCUCAAGGGACUAAGAUUAGGUGGUAACCCAACUUGGCUCUUAUAUCAAUUUGAUGUAGGACAGGGCGAGAACCCUUGUACUUGAUCAAUGAAACUCAAGACCCAAGAUAGGGUAGUCGGACCGAUCCGGUCAAAAUGUAUGGACCCUAGAUUCUAGGUCUGACCACGUAACCUAAGUACAAGCAGGCAUACUAAUAUGUAUGAUCAAUCCAAGAUAACCUAGAGAAAUACUCGACAAUGGUAAGUGUGAGGACCUCUCGGUCUACAUCCAGACAGACAGCAAAACGAUUGUCGUGAAGUAGCCUAGGGCUGUAACUCACGAAUGGUGACGAGUCUAGCACGAUGUUGGAAGUCACGAUCCGAUAACCCAUCUUAUCCUAUCUACGUUCUCUUGGUAGUGGUGGAAACGAGCCGAGAAAACCCUUUGAAAGAUAAUUAAAAUUAAGAGGGAGGGGUACGGAGCUAACCUUUGGGGCUGCGUAGCCCAGCGGGUUGUGACGGAGUGGAGACUCAACAUAAGUAGAGACGUCUAGUGAAGAGAGAUGCUCAGCAUCGACGGUUGGUCUUGGUCGAGAGUCAUCAUAGUCGUCAUCGUAAGAUGUGGCACGAUCAAAUUAGGAGUGGGCCCACUGGUGGGUCGAAGGGCACGUUAGCAUACGCGCAUGGCGACAGCUCAUAGGGAGGCAGAGUGCUCGGUGACAGCUCAUAGGGAGGCAGAGUGCUCGGUGACAGCUCAUAGGGAGGCAACGCAAGCCACUUUCAUCACGAUGGCGUGACAGGGUUCUAGCUGAGGUGGCGGCGGCUGCAGCGGCAACCGCAACCAUUUCAUCCAGUGACGACAACGAUCUCACAUGAGGCAAUGAAGAUGUUUGGCAGCUCCGGUAGCAAUGUCACGAUGAACGAAGUCCUCAAGGUAUCAAUGGCCUUCCUCUCCCUCCUUCCCUCCCUAUCCUAGGUCACAAAGAAGGUAUCUCACAAAUGAUACUUUCUCACAAAAUUCAGCCCUCCUUUGAGGGGGGGUCCUACCUCCCCUUAUAUGGGGCCCACAAGUGGGCUAAGGGAAGGUGGGCCCACUUGAGGCCCUCAAGCUCAUAAGUCACAAAAAGGCUACAAAAGGGGCUUAUUGGGCCUCUAAAAGAGAGACCUAAUAAGCUCCCUUAAAAGGAGAAAGUGGAGGGCCCUUGUACGAUGCUUAAGUGGGCCUCAAAUGAAGACCCAAAUAAGCCUCAAAAGAAGCCCAAAAGGAAAGAAGCAUAGGUCCCCCUCCCUUAGGGUUUUAAUUGGGCCUCAAAAAGAGAAACCCAAUAAAACCCUAAAGAAAGGGAGACACAAACAACAACACACAUAGAAUUGGGCCUGCUAACACACAAAUGCGAGGCCCAACAAGUCAACAUGAAAAUACAAAGAAAGAUAAGGGUGAGCUCGAGCUCAUUGUCAUCACGGAGGUGAAAUGUUGUCAUCUCAAAGGGCUAGGCUGUGUAGCGAAAACCAGGCUCCUUCGUCUUCGCAUGUCAAUCGAGCUAAACUCGGACUGUCAAUGUCUCCUGAGCUGAUGGAGAUGGGUCUCACUUGUCAUCAAGGUGGGGUGCAUGUCAAGAAGCUUUAUCCUUAGAUCUGUGUAGUAAGAGGAGGCUCGUCAUCACAUCUGGUAUGCUUUCAAGAAAUGUUGACUCAUCUCCCGACAGAUCAUUCUCUUCCUAACAAUAGCUUGUUCAUCGAUUAAUCGAAGAUGAUUUACUUGAUGAAUUCAUGAUCUUUUUAUCACGAAUCAUUCAACAAUUUUAGUAAAAUGCUCCACAAAUUAUGUCGAUGAGAUUUUCACUGAUGAUCAAAUAAUUCUGACAGCUUAAUCCUUCACCAGUGAUUUGUAGGAAAGUCAUGAUUUAAUCAAAUAAAAAUGUAAGUUUUAGCUCUGGUAGGAUUUGAACUUGCGUCGGUCACUCGUCUAUAUGAGAGAGAGGGAAAUAAGUUCUCGAAUAUCCUUAUAUUGUCAUGUCAUCAUACUAUCUCGUAAUUAUAAAUAAGGGGUAGUUUAGGUACUAAAAUCAUCAAAACAUUCCAAGGAAGGUGUGACCACCGAUUUAGUCCCACAUCGAUUAUACACCAAAUGUUGAGAUGGAUAUAUGGUAAUGUGAGAUUUGAGAAUCAAUGAGUCCCUCUCUCGUGUGUGUACAACCACUCCUUGUCCCACCCACUAAUUGGCCACCGAUGAUGUGGAAGGGGAGUGACGCACAUGUGCCCCCAUUAGUCCAUACCCGCUUGACCCCCUACUCAUGA
Messenger RNA from Spirodela intermedia, 10907 nucleotides. Lineage: Eukaryota; Viridiplantae; Streptophyta; Magnoliopsida; Alismatales; Araceae. The record is from the annotation of a GenBank genome assembly.